Messenger RNA from Thrips palmi, 2885 nucleotides. Its product is annotated as sphingosine-1-phosphate phosphatase 2-like. The coding region runs from base 218 to 1504 and encodes 428 amino acids. NCBI's taxonomy places the organism in Eukaryota, Metazoa, Arthropoda, Insecta, Thysanoptera, Thripidae. The record is from RefSeq and is a predicted model, not a curated record. The transcript has 7 exons. Gene Ontology annotation, molecular function: sphingosine-1-phosphate phosphatase activity. Gene Ontology annotation, biological process: phospholipid dephosphorylation; sphingosine metabolic process. Gene Ontology annotation, cellular component: endoplasmic reticulum membrane.
CGCUCGCUCAGUCAGUCACGGUCAUUCCACGGUGGAGCGGGGUCAGAGUUUCGCGGGUUCACGUGUGGUUCACGAGUUUGCCGGCAGGGGCGCGCCAGUCUCUCGUUCAAAAUUGGCAAUGGCGCUGUCCAAGGGGUUGUCUGCUAUCUGAACAUAAAUUUGUUUAGUCGUGUUUCGCAAGGUUUGACGGGUAAUUUAGCUACUUCCAGCAGACAUCAUGGGUGUCCUUAGUACUGUGAUCGAACAUUUGAAAGACCCUGCCCUUGUGGCAGAAGUUCAAGCGUACUUUGGUGUUGAAAGGGUGACACCCUCGAAACAGACUACUGAAGUUCUCAAGACAUCCGUUCAAGCCAAUGGUUCUGAUAGCACUGUUCAUAAAAGAAAUGUGAAAAAUGGAGCUCCUGAAGUUCAAGAGCAACCAACAGCUACUGCAAUCAGCGAAGAGGAUAGUGACUCCGAAGACAAUUUCUCAUCUGAUGUGGAUUCAGAAGCUUGUGGCUUUAGAAUCAACAACAAAUUCUGGUUUUACCUGUUUACACUUGGAACUGCUCUUGGAGAUGAAUUGUUUUAUGCCACUUUCAUUCCUUUUUGGUUUUGGAACGUUGAUGGCGCAGUUGGCCGUCGCAUGGUUCUUGUAUGGUGCAUUAACAUGUAUAUUGGUCAGGGUAUCAAAGAUUUGGUUUGCUGGCCCCGCCCUGGGUAUCCUGCUAUGCGUUUGCAGAAGAAGUGGGCGCUUGAAUAUGGAAUGCCAUCAACUCAUGCAAUGGUAGCUGUAUCCAUCCCUUUCUCUGUUCUUUUGUACACUAUGGAUCGAUAUCAGUAUCCAGUUGCAGUAGGUGUCAUUAUUGCUUUUCUAUGGUGCAGUUUAAUCUGUGUUAGUCGAGUUUAUCUUGGAAUGCAUACCGUAUUGGACAUUGUGGCUGGACUGGGCUUGUCCAUUGCCUUGUUAAUCCCAUUGAUUCCUCUGGUUGAUCACUUGGAUUACACUUUAUUGACUUGGCGAUGGUCACCAAUCAUACUCUUAGUUGUGUCUAUCGCCAUGGUUGUUUUCUACCCUCGCAGAGGUGAUCGCUGGACUCCGACCAGAGGAGACACUGCUAUGAUAUUGAGUGUAACUGCUGGUGUUCAUAUUGGUUCCUGGACAAACUUUCAACUUGGAAUAAUGAGAGAGCCUUCUACUCCACCUCCGUAUGCAAUUUUGUGGCCCUCGUUUGAAAUGAUGGGUUUGGGCAUUUUAAGAACUGUGAUUGGAUUAAGCUGUGUCUUAGCCACCAGAGCGUGGUGUAAGUGGGCGUCUUAUGCUACUAUAUGUGCUCUCCUAAGACUGAAUGCCAGUGACAUCAAGAAACAGUGCUACUCCGUCCACAACCAUCAAAAAAAUAUUGUUGAAUUAAGUUACAAAUUUAUUACAUCUGUUCUAGUUGGCUUUAACACCACGUAUUUAAUGCCAAGUGUGUUCCGCCUUUUGGGUAUAGCAAGACCAACAUUUUAUACUGAAAUGUGACCUGCUGAUUUGCUCUCUACCUAAAGCAGUUGUCAGUAUUCUUAAAACUAGGUACUUUUCUGGAAGGUACAUGAAGUACUUAAGUGAAAGAAAUGUUUCAGACACAAUGUCAAAAUUUGUUUCCAAACCAACUGUUAUUUGGGGAUCUAGAAAGGAAAAUAUCUUCAAUUCAAAGGCAACUGCAGAUGACUAUCUCACUGGAAAGAAUAUCUUUACUAAGAGAUUAACCACAGUGUACCUGUAUAAUUUAUUCUUGCCACUCUCUUUGAGAGAAACAGUGUCUACCAUUCCAAUGGUACAUUCCCUGCAAUAGGAAAUGUUUUUUUAUGGCUUGUUGUGUUAUGUAAUUGGUGCUUUGCGCUCUUGUGAUAAUGACAAUCAAAAUUAUGCCUUUAGAGUUCCUGUGAAUUUCAAAACCUUAAAAGAAAAAGCAUGAAUUUUUCUUUCCUUUUAUUUUUGUUUUCACUCCCUGUGUUUUUUUGUUAUCUUGGUUCAAAGUUUAUUUGAAGCUGUAGUGUUGAAUAUAUUCAUAUUGCAGUUUCUAUUUUGCAAGUUGAAUGCAAAAACUUAUGGAAGAACUUAUUGUUGAUGCUUUAAAAAUAAUGAUUCUUUGUCAAGGUUCUAAUUAUAGUCUUUUGGUACUAUCCACUUAUGCAAGUAAGAAGAUCUGAGUGUGCUGAGAAAAAAAUAACACUUUCCUGUCCUACUACUUGUCGCAGCUUUAUCGUACAAUGUGUUCAAUUGAAGGCAUAUGCUGGUCUAGUCUUAGUCAAAAGAUAAGCUAUGCAAUAUCACUAUUAACAGUCAUCAUUACUUCUCAAAUUUGUUAGUUGUAAGAUGCACAAAUAUUUAAGGCAAACUCAUUCUAAGUUGUUUUUAUUCUAAGACAUUUUUUUUGUCUUUAGGAUUUAUAAAAGUUUGAAGCAUUCACUCUACAUGUAUUUAGUCUGUUAGAUUACUUAACACAAUUGUCUUCCUUCUAAUGUGCAACCUAAUCUAAUAUGACCAGUUAUGUUCAAAUUUGUCCACCAAAAUGUUUUUACUUUUCAAAUGAAGCUUUGCACCAUCUAAUGAGCUUUAAGCCUAUAGUGUAAGGAGCCUAUAUACAUUCCAUAGGACUGUAAACUGUAUUUUGCUCAGUAAUGAUCUACAGAUCAUUUGUAAGUUUAGGAAAUUUUAACUUAAUGUUGUCAUUGAUUUUUAGAAAGGUAGCAUGUUUUACAAAUUUUACAUGUUUGAAAUUAACAUUGCUUUAGUGCCUUAAAAAUUCACAUUGUAAUGGAUCUUUUUAAAGUUGUAAGUUUGGUUCAAAAUUAUAUUUUAUUUUUGUUCUUUUCAUUAUGCUUUACAACUAUCAAUAAAAUUGAUACAAGAUGGUUAA